ACGGGCCAGGCUAAGCCUCCAAGGUACAGCUGGCACAGUGUCUGAACGGACAGUGCAGUGACGCGCUCCAGACCCCAGCUUCAGAAGCAAGGAGGAGCGACAGAACUGUCUGUCAAUUGAUGUAUGAGGCUCUCGUCACCUUUCCCGAUCCCACCCAUUUUCCUGGCUCCCUCGCCCACGUCUUUCCAACAACAUUUUGAGCCACCAAACUCAUGUCUCGCGAUUAUACCAUCGCCAAACAUCAACGCAUCGCCUUCUCUGUCCAAUCACCAUAAUUAUGCGCCGCUGAUCCGAUCCCUAUCCUAGUCGUCGCAAGCCACACCUCCCGUCUCCAGUCCACGAAGCGAGGUGAACCACAGCGACAAUCUCGCCAUGUCGGCCCCUCCCGACUCGCCAUCUCAGGCGGACACGGUGCCUGCCAGCCCAGCUACGCAGAUCGAAGAUGCACCACCUUCGCCCGUCGGCAGGUCAUUCCUGUCGCAAGCUGGCGACGAAGACAUGCCGGAUGUGACGGAGGACCACGAGCAGAAGAGGUCGCGCAAGUCCAGAAAUGCACGAGACAAAGACCUCGCAGCGCAAUUUGGGAGGAUCAGACACCUCAAGAAGGACGACGGCGAUCCGCUGUGGCGCGUGGACAUACAGUACGACUUCUUGAAGGAGAUCUUUGACAAUGAGCAAGCCGUCUUCACCAACUCGUACGAAACGAUGCCCAAGCAAAACUUUGCCGACCUGUACAUCGAUACCAUGGCGCGCAGUACCAAGACGAGCAAGGUCUUGCGCGAUAAGCUGCUUAGUGAUCGCGAAGUCGCCAAGGGAAUGGCCAUGGUCUGUCUGCUCGUCAACAUGGGUCGUAUGAACACCACGCUCAACUUCUUCCCCGAAAUGCGGGCGCAAUUGCGAACAUACCACGCGAUCCCCUCCCUACAGGCUCGGCAAGAUACCAGCGCAGACAAGCAGCUGCAGGACGCGCCGAGACUAAAGUCCAUCCUGAAGGGUGGCGCAGAGGACCGACAGGAGGCCAACUCACUUGAUGCCAUCAAGAACAAGCGGGUUCCCAGGACGAACCCGGUCAAUCUCAUUUUCGUCAUGUGCAACACUGCCUAUAUCAUCGCCGAGCUACAUUUUCCUAACGGGGAGGAAUUUCACGAUCUGAUCAUGAAAAAGGAAUACACAAGCAAGUCGAGAGCCAGGGCAUUCUUGUGGCUCAUGUGGUUUCACCUGGAAUCGGACUUUACCGAAGAGGGCUGCGACGAGAAUCCGUUUGGACCCGGUGUCGACUACGGCUUGGACGUUGCGAACCAGGGCAUCCCCCGGCUUGAGCCUGUUGAUCCAGAUGGGCCACCGGAGAAUGUGGACACCCCCGAGGAGAUUGAAUUUGGGCGUGAGAAGCAAGCUACGCGAGCCAAGAUCUUGGAGAUGGAUCAGGCGUACCUCAACGAAAGAGAGAACCGCCGCGGCAAGCUGCGAGUGCCUCUGCCCACGGAGGACGGACCAGCGAUACUGCCGAGGAUCCGCCCAUCAAAGCACGAGUCCGACAUGGAUAGCACCAGAUCUACGCCGCCUCCCAAAGCUGGAGGCAAGCCCUCGGGGGCUAACAGACGAGGGGCGCCUCUCAAGUAUCAGAUCUACGAGAACUCAUCACCCUCCAGACCUGGUACCGAGGGCGUUGUCGCCCGCAAACCGCGUCCCCCGACUGCUCAUCAAUUGGCAGUCGAGCGCAACCGUCACGAGAGGGUCGAGUACAUCCUUGAUCGAGGGCUACGCAAGCAGCACGCCAAGAAGCGCAGAAUCCGCCGACAGAAUGGUGCCAUCUUCCGGGCGUAUACACGCGUCAAGGCGCAAGCCAAUGGCUUGGACGACAGCGAUGAGGACGCACCUGACAACGUCCCGGCGCAGCACCCCUAUCCCUUCCGCGAGAAGGGCGUGAGCGGAGGUCUGAACUCGCUCAAGACGGAGGACGAUGAUUUCGGCGAGGAGAUCAGCACGUAUGCGGCUGCUCUACGGCGCGCUACAAGACGACUUGCGCGCUGGCACGGCCGCCAGGACGAGUUCGGCGUGAUUGCGCCAGUGAAGAAGCCUCGGGCGGCUGGCGAGGUCAAGGAGGCUGACGCUGCAAACGAUGCGAGCCAGGAGGCAGGCGUGGACGACAUGGAGAUUGAAGAGGUCGACCAGACAGCACUGGGCGACGACGAACAGGAAGAAGUGGAUCGCACAGAGCUCAUGUCUGACGUCUGAGGCUAUGCUACGUGUAUCAGUUAUUGGCGUUUGUAUGAUUGCUGAUUCAUUCCGCGAGGGAAUGCUUAUUCAACGUAGCCAGGGAGGCUUGGUUCGGCGUUUGGGCUGUAUUGGAAGAGAUAGAUAGGUACAUAUACAGCACAAGACUUGGGAGCAACGAUUUAAUCCUUACCAUCUCUGCCUUUUGGGUCGUACCAGAAACGAAGCGUACCUGGGGCACCCUGUAACUAAUCUCACUUCAUCGGCUUCCGGCUGGUCAUUCUCAGGCCAUAAUGAAUCUGCGGAGGGCGCGGGAUCCGAACUCCCAUGUGGGGCGCGGCUUAUUCAUACUUUAGUAUAACUUCAUAGGGGUCCUCCCAAUCAACAAACAUCAAAG
Molecule: messenger RNA, 2611 nt
Organism: Emericellopsis atlantica
Lineage: Eukaryota; Fungi; Ascomycota; Sordariomycetes; Hypocreales; Bionectriaceae
Exons: 2
Coding region: 373-2235 (620 amino acids)
Cellular component (GO): Ino80 complex
Source: RefSeq, a predicted model, not a curated record